This is a messenger RNA of Dictyostelium purpureum, 1977 nucleotides long. RefSeq lists its product as uncharacterized. The record is from RefSeq and is a predicted model, not a curated record. The transcript is spliced from 3 exons. Gene Ontology annotation, cellular component: nucleus. Gene Ontology annotation, biological process: double-strand break repair; single strand break repair. Bases 1 to 1977 code for a protein of 658 amino acids. Gene Ontology annotation, molecular function: double-stranded DNA binding; 3'-tyrosyl-DNA phosphodiesterase activity; single-stranded DNA binding. Lineage: Eukaryota; Evosea; Eumycetozoa; Dictyosteliales; Dictyosteliaceae.
AUGAAAAAGGAUAAAAAAGAUGUUUUAUCUUUUGAUAGUGACAGCGAAGAUGAACAAUUUUUAAAAAAUUAUAAUAAAAUAUCAAAAGAUGUGCAUAAUAAAAAAAAAAUAAAAACAGAAAUAUCAAAUAUAGAUAAUAAAAAUAUCAACAAUAUUAAUUCAACACAGCUUCCAUCAACUCCCUCAAAAACACCUACCAAGUCACCAAAAAAACCCUUGUUAGUCAUAGAGGAGGAUGAUGAUGAUGAUGGUGAUGAUAGUUUUUUAAAUAAUAAUAGUAAUACUAAUCUUAAUAAUAAUAAUAUCAAUGUAAAUAAUAAUAACAAUAGUGAAGAUAAUGUAAAUAAUACAGAUAGCCAUUUAAAUAACCAUUAUAAUGAUGAUAUAAACUAUGAAAUAAUUAACGAUGAUACUGCAAAUAAUAUUAAUUCAAAUACAUAUAAUGGCCCAUGGAUCAAUACCUUAUCAUUUAGCGAUCUAAUUUCAAAACCUGGAAUGAAGUUUGCAAUUGUAACAGGCUAUUCAAUUGAUAUCAAAUGGGUAAUGAAUAGUUUCGAGAGAUCCCAAGGUACAAAAAUUCCAAUUACAUUUAUUAGAGAUUACGAUCAAAAGAAACAUAAACCUGGCCCUCAUCCAAUACCGUUUUCAAACUGUACUAUUAUUCAUCCAGUAUUAUCAGGUGAUCAAAUAUUUCAUGCAAAGUUACUUGUUUUAGUGUAUGAUACUUGGAUUAGAAUUGCUGUAACAAGUGCAAAUCCUUCUUCUUAUGAAUAUAGUAAUUUAUCUCAAAGUAUUUGGUAUCAAGAUUUUUACAAUUUUAAUAAUAAUAAUAAUAGUAGUCAAUUUCAAUCACCGUUAGCUCGAGUAAAUAAAACUACAACAACCAGUACUUAUAAUACACCAGUUAAAAAUCCAUCAUUACCAUCAUCUCCAUAUUCAUCACCAUCAUAUAAAUUUAAUAAUACACAAACAACAAAUAAAAAUAUAUCAAAAUCGUUACCAGCAUCACCAGCAUCACCAUCAUCAAAGCAGCCAUAUUCACCAUACAGGGACUAUUCUUCACAACCAUCAACACCAACAUCAUCGCCUUAUAGAGUCGAUUUUUCAUUUAAAACAACAUUAAAAUAUUUUUUGCAAUCAUCAGGAUAUAAAAAUGUACAGUUUUUAGAUCAGUUUGAUUUUUCAACAUCAAAAGCUCAGUUGAUAAUAUCGAUACCUGGCGAAUAUAAACAUACAUCAAAUAAAAUGGGCUUAGAGAGAUUAAGAUAUCAUGUAAACAAUUAUUAUAAAACUCAGGAAAACAAUACAGUAUAUGGUGAUGAUGUAAAGAGCCAAUCUAUUCAAAAGAUUUUUUAUUAUCAAUCAUCAUCAGUUGGUUUAUCAACUUUUUUUAAACAGGCUUUUGUUUCAAAUUUCAAAGUAAACAAUAACAUUACAACAAUCAAUACAUUUCACACUAUGAAUAGUAAUAAUAAUAAUAAUGGUAAAGAUAAAUCAUUUCAUAUCAUCUAUCCAACUGCCAGAUGGGUUAAAGAAACUCAGGCUAAACAGAAAUUAGGCAAGGUUUUAUCAUUGGCUUAUGAUAUUUACGAUAUAAACAAAUAUGACUUUUCUUAUUUUCAAAUUAAACAUGGUUAUAGAAAAAAUACCGUUAGUCACAGUAAAAUUAUUGUUGGUGUGAGUCAAAAUAGUCUCAAAAAUAAAGAAUUAAAAUAUGAUUGGUGUUAUAGUGGUAGUCAUAAUAUUUCAUCUGCAGCAUGGGGUUCACCAUCAAGUAGAACAUCCGACUUAUCAAUCUUGAAUUAUGAAAUGGGAAUUUUGUUAUUAAAUGAUUCGCCCUCAUUAAAUAAUACCUCAAUUCCAUCCUGGGUUAAUAAUGUUCCAUUUCAAAUUCCUGCACCAAGCUACCAUUAUCAAGAAAAGCCAUAUAUUAGUACAGGAACAGUCAAUAAAAGCUAUUUUAAAAAAAAUAGAUAA